This is a messenger RNA of Cantharellus anzutake, 591 nucleotides long. RefSeq lists its product as uncharacterized. The coding region runs from base 1 to 591 and encodes 196 amino acids. Lineage: Eukaryota; Fungi; Basidiomycota; Agaricomycetes; Cantharellales; Hydnaceae. The record is from RefSeq and is a predicted model, not a curated record. The transcript has 7 exons.
AUGGUUUCUGCUACUUUCCUCACUGUCCUCACUGCGCCUUCCGUUCAGGCUGCGCCUACUCCUUUGGGAGCAGACACUCCCGCUGUAACGAAAGCUACCACUCCUCUCAACGCGACUGACGACGCUAAACGUCGCCGUAAUGUCACCUCGCUCGAUGUCACUGGAUCAGACGCUCCUGUCAACGUAGGUGGACCCGAGCAUCCAGCCUGCCCAGCCAAUAAGCCUCAGAGUGGUGCUGCCGACAGCCUCCAUGCCAACCUCGACGCCGCGGUUGGAGCCCCACCACCACCACUGUACUCUCUGCCGGACGUAUUGCGGCUGCUGAUGACGUCAAAUCUACUCUACUCUGCAAUCGUCUUUCUUCCCCUGAUCCCCCUUUGUAGGUUGCGGUUGAAGGGAUCUUGCGCCCCGAAACGGUAUCGGUUUCAGGCUCUUACCGCUGGUCGGGAUGGUGCCACGGCUCAAUGUGGUGCUGCGGCGCCUCUGGGUACGGGCAUUAUUAGCGGCGUCACUGUUCUCCUGCGGCCACCUCACCUAUUGCCAAUGCUUGCUGACAAGGCUAAUUUUCGGCGAUUCGUGUGCCGCUUGUGA